This is a messenger RNA of Melospiza melodia melodia, 1041 nucleotides long. It is a transcript of the gene NKX2-4, whose product is annotated as NK2 homeobox 4. Lineage: Eukaryota; Metazoa; Chordata; Aves; Passeriformes; Passerellidae. Gene Ontology annotation, cellular component: nucleus. The coding region runs from base 4 to 1041 and encodes 345 amino acids. The record is from RefSeq and is a predicted model, not a curated record. The transcript is spliced from 2 exons. Gene Ontology annotation, molecular function: RNA polymerase II cis-regulatory region sequence-specific DNA binding; DNA-binding transcription factor activity, RNA polymerase II-specific. Gene Ontology annotation, biological process: regulation of transcription by RNA polymerase II; cell differentiation.
GCCAUGUCGCUGAGCCCCAAGCACACGACGCCCUUCUCGGUCACCGACAUCCUCAGCCCCAUGGAGGAGAGCUACAAGAAGUUCGGCAGCAUGGACGGGGCGGGCGGGCUGGGCGCGCCCCUCGGGCCGUACCGCCAGGCCUCCGUGCCCCCCGCCGCCGCCGCCGCCGUGCCGCAGCACGUCCCCGCGGGCGCGGCCGCCUACCACAUGCCCCACGGCGUGUCGCAGUUCCCGCACGGCGCCGUCGGGGGCUACUGCAACGGCGGGCUGGGCAACGUGGGCGAGCUGCCCGCCUACCCCGAGGGGAUGCGGGGCGGCGCGGCGGCGGGCGGCGGCUGGUACGGGCCCGGCGGCGACCCCCGCUACUCCAGCAUCUCCAGGUUCAUGGGCCCGUCGGCGGGGAUGAACGUGGCCGGCAUGGGCGGCCUGAGCGGCAUCGCCGAGGGCGCCAAGGCCAUCGUGCCGCUGCACGCCGCGCCGCGGAGGAAGAGGAGGGUGCUCUUCUCGCAGGCGCAGGUCUACGAGCUGGAGCGGCGCUUCAAGCAGCAGAAGUACCUGUCGGCGCCCGAGCGGGAGCACCUGGCCAGCCUCAUCCACCUGACCCCCACGCAGGUGAAGAUCUGGUUCCAGAACCACCGCUACAAGAUGAAGCGCCAGGCCAAGGACAAGGCGGCCGCGCAGCAGCUGCACCCCGACGGCGGCGGCGGCGGCGGCAGCGGCGGCCUGUGCCAGCAGCAGCCCUCGCCGCGCCGCGUGGCCGUGCCGGUGCUGGUGAAGGACGGCAAACCCUGCCCGCCGCCGGGCAACGCCACCCCGGGCCCCGGGCCCGCCGCCCCCGCGGCCCCCGCCGCCGCCGCCGCCGCGCCCGCCGCGCACCCGCACCCCGGCUCGCUGGGGCAGGCGGCCGACCUGGAGGAGCUGUCGCCCAGCCCGCCGGCACUGCACGGCCCCGUGGCGCCCCUGGCCCCCCUGGACUCGGCCGGCGUCGACUACAACGGCGGCAUGGUCAGCCCCAACCUGCUCUACGGCAGGACGUGGUAA